Messenger RNA from Myripristis murdjan (pinecone soldierfish), 808 nucleotides. It is a transcript of the gene oard1, whose product is annotated as O-acyl-ADP-ribose deacylase 1. The transcript is spliced from 5 exons. Lineage: Eukaryota; Metazoa; Chordata; Actinopteri; Holocentriformes; Holocentridae. Gene Ontology annotation, biological process: peptidyl-glutamate ADP-deribosylation. The record is from RefSeq and is a predicted model, not a curated record. Bases 89 to 631 code for a protein of 180 amino acids.
GGUAGGUGGCGGCAUGCACGUGUGAACUUGCGAUCCUCCCAUUUACCACUGAAGAAGAACAAGGUGAAGAAAGAGGAGGGGGAGUUUGAUGAGGAAUGAGUUGCAUGUGGACAGCAUGACACACGAAACAGCGUCACAGCUUUCCGUAGAUGACAGCUGGAGCUUGAAGUAUGUCAGCGGUGAUCUGUUCUCCUGCCCUAAGGAUGAGGCUCUGGCUCACUGUAUCAGUGAGGACUGCCGCAUGGGGGCAGGCAUUGCCGUGAUGUUCAAGAAGGAGUUCGGCGGAGUAGAGGAGUUGAAAAAACAGAAGAAGAUGACAGGCCAGUGUGCUGUACUGAAAACAAAAGGACGCUUUGUUUACUAUCUGAUCACAAAGAAAAGGGCCAGCCAAAAACCCACUUACGAAAGUCUUAGUUACAGCUUGGAGGACAUGAAGUCACACUGCUUGAUGAAUGGAGUAACAGCGAUAUCAAUGCCUCGGAUUGGUUGUGGCCUUGAUCGGCUGGAGUGGAGAAAAGUGGCUGAGAUCCUGGAACAGGUUUUCAGAGCCACUGACAUAUCCAUCACAGUCUACAGCCUUCCGGAGAAAGCCGAGACCACAGUGAUGAAAGAGCACAUGCGUAAAAAGUAAUGGAAAUGUUCACUACGUUGAUGUUUAAUAUAUGCAAGGAUAUGGAGUUAUCCACCAUACCUCUCUUUUACUAUGUUAUGUGACCAAAUGUUUCCUUUUUUCCUUUUUUUUACUGUACAAACAACGUUAUGUUGUAUAGAUUAAACUGAAAUAAAGUUAUUUUGCACAUGAAAGUCA